Messenger RNA from Meira miltonrushii, 4583 nucleotides. RefSeq lists its product as uncharacterized. NCBI's taxonomy places the organism in Eukaryota, Fungi, Basidiomycota, Exobasidiomycetes, Exobasidiales, Brachybasidiaceae. The record is from RefSeq and is a predicted model, not a curated record. Gene Ontology annotation, molecular function: DNA-binding transcription factor activity; protein binding; sequence-specific DNA binding. The transcript has a single exon. The coding region runs from base 415 to 4431 and encodes 1338 amino acids. Gene Ontology annotation, cellular component: nucleus. Gene Ontology annotation, biological process: regulation of ribosomal protein gene transcription by RNA polymerase II.
ACUCGAUUCACUUCUUGAUCACCUCAACAUAUAUCCCUAUUCGUCUUUCAAUAGUCCGACAGAGGUGUAGUGAUAGCAACAUCGACUCAGAAGCACCAUCCUGGAAUAGCACUACGAUACCCUUUGGUUCUUCUCAGCGGAUAAGAAAGGAAGCAUAAUUGCAUACAUCGGGUGCAUCAUAAUCUUGCGUCAAACGUAUUUCUCUCACAUACGAAUCAGAGAAUACGUACGCAUAUACAGACAUUGACUACCACCACUUCAACACUCAGCACGCUAUCCCUAAAGCUUGACAUGAUCGAAAGGCUAAGGACGACUUAUCAGCAUAUUACCGCUUGAAAGUACACAAUUAUUCAUUGACGUGGGGUGGAGGAUCGUUCCGGGAUAGACGAUCACCAUCCACCUCUUUAAGCCAUUAUGGCAACAAUGGCAAGCGUUUCAAAUACCGAUAGAGGUUCUGUGGGACUGAAUGGAAUAUCGGCAAACGCUUCUACUUCGCCAUCUCAGAUUGCAUCCACUUCGGGAGUCACCUUAGAACAGACGCCAGCUCAUUCUGUUAAAGAGGAAGAUGAAGAUGCGAAAUUGUUUGCAUCUUUGGUGAAUGGCAUUCAGUCUGGUGCAGUCACUACAUCGGAGAUGCCUGGUCCAUCUGCAGCCUCAAAUCAAGAGACCACAGAUCCUACCGCUGCUUGGGCUAAUGCGAUAUCAAAUCUACAAAACGUCACAGGAGGAACAUUCCCAUCGCUAGAUCUAAUGCAACCCAUGUCCAACAACAUACCGGGAUUAGAAGAUCCUUCAGCAUUCGCGCAGCAACCAUCAAUACCCAAUGACGCCGAGAUGAACAUACCGCCGGAGCCUAUUGCUGCUUAUGCAAAGUUGGAAUUUCCCGGUUUCAGUUAUUAUAUUCAAACGCUCGAUUUUACCAUCGGUAGGAGGCCGGCAGAAUUUCGUCGCUCUCAGACAUCGCUACAACAACACAUAACCGGAUCUAGUAAAUCGUUAGGAGAUGUGGACGUCGAUCUAGGUCCACUGAAAUCUAUCUCUAGAUUUCAUGUGAGAAUAUUUUAUCAAGAUCAACCUGCUCCACCACAAUGGGCUACAGGUCAUGAUCCUAACUUUUCUGGCAACAUACCUGAUAGCAAUGGAAAUGUGAGAUCACGUUCUAGCUUCGAUGAAGAUGCGAUGUCUCCGUUUGCUCCACAAGGUCGCUUUGUCUUGCAGGUAUUGGGACGGAAUGGGUGCUGCGUAGAUGAUGUCUAUGUUGGAAAAGGAGCGAUUGUGCCUUUGGGAAAGAGAACGAAGAUCCAAAUAGCAGAGAGAGUGUUCUACUUUGUUCUGCCCCCAUCGCAUUCACUACUGAUGUCUAUGGAAGAUGACGAAGAGGACGAAUCUAUUGGAAGUUCGGCAGAGGAAGAGAGCGAAGAAGAAGAUGUACAGGAAGAGUCAUCUUCUGGAAGUCUGGGUGGCAGCAGUGACGAAGAGAGCGAAUCAGAAACGCUACCUGCUUCAGUCAAGAAGAAAAAGCUGACCCUGAAAAAGGACGCGAAAGCGAUACCUGCUGGUGCUGGAAAAGGAGGGAAAGGCAAAGGUAAAGGCGUUGAAAUGGAUGAUGCGAUGGAGGAAGAUGAAGAAGAAGGUGGGAAACAGUCUAAUGCAAAUCGCAAGCGCAAAAGAGGAGAGCCUACAGAGGACGACGACAAGGUGCUCAAAGUGGGCACACCGAUCGGAGUGGAAGCUCUUACAUUUAAUAAAAAGAAGAAGAAGAGUAAUAAUCCUUCGGGUGUAGAGGGAACGCCAUCAACAUCACCAGAAUUCGUGGCUGGAAAGGGUAAGGGUGGAGGUAAAUCUGCGAUUGUGUCUGCAGCAAUGGCGAAAGCAAGAGCGGAUGUGGAAGCAAUACAAGCAGCUGCUGAAGCUCAAGCGGCAGCAGUAGCAGGUUUGCAGACACCGUCCAAUAUCGCUGGCGGAGAUGUAAGCAUGACGCCCUUCCCUCAACAAGGAUCGACAUCUGUCCCCGCCACACCAGCCUCUCCUGUUUUAGAUAAGAACAAGAAGCCAUUGCCACCACCUGGACCAGGUAUCAAGCCUGAUAAGAGUAAUAUGGAUCUGAUCCGCGAAGCUAUGAAUGGACCGCUCUCAGUCAGCAGAGGUGGAAAGAUGGCAUUACAGGAAAUUUACGAGUACCUUACCAGCACAUACGAAUGGUUCCGUAACAACAGUCGUGCCAAUGGUCGUGACUGGCACAGUGCGAUCCGACAUGCUGUGGGUAAUGCUAGAGAUAUGGACAGAAUUCCACGUAAACCGCACGAAUCCGGAAAAGGUGUCUUUUAUGCUUUCUCGUCUAGUGAUGCUGCUAAAGCAGCCAGGGCGGAAGCUGAAGCCUCUGCGACUCAAUCCGAUAAUUCGAACGCAGCAACACCCACAGCACCAUCCAGCGGUAUUGCAGGGCUUCCGCCAUCAGCUUUGAAUGCUGGCAACAUUUCGGGACCAAUGGCAGGCAUUGCGACACCUUCAAACACUACCAAAACAGCUGCAACCACUCCACUUCCUGCUUCAGCAAUUGCAGCUGCUGCACAAGGAAAUCUGGAUGGUACGACAGGAAUUCCACCGGGUGCUGAUCAGGCUACUGAUGCGGCUGCUCAAGCAUCUACGACUGGUGCUGCCACAUCUUCUGCAUCUCCAGCACCACCUUCAGCUAUUGCACCUGAUGGUCGUGUACGCAUUGUUGUAGGAAAAGCACCAGCGGAUGCUUUAGCACAAAUGGCAAGUGCACCCAAGCCAGCAAUUACUCAAAGUAUCGAAGCCCUGUUUGGUGGACCUCCGAUCGUUCAUCAUGAGGGUACGUUGUUCUUGAGUCCUAUUGUGUUUGGUGCGAUGAGCGCUGAAGAGAUUAACGAUAUUGGUGGAAAGGGUGCUCAACAAGCUUUGGCUACUUUGCAGGCUCAAUUGGUUGCACAUCUUCAGAGUAAAAUGGCAGCCGGAGCAGCAUCUCCUCCACCACCUUCGUCACCUUCGCCAAAUCCUCGACCGCCUACUGGUUCAGCAUCACCUGGUCCUGGACAAGUUCGACCACCUUUAGGUAAUAGGCCACCGCAACCGGGUAAUGCUGCUCAAAUGAACAAUGUCAGACCUGCUUUGGCAAGACCUGCUGGCGCAUCGAAUGGACGUCCACCGAUUCAAUCUAGACCACCAAUCGCACGCCCGACAGGCGCUAUUGGAUCAGCUGCUCCUUCAAAUGUACGGCCUGGAGCAACACAACCUUCUGCUAUUGGCAAACCAGGCGCUCCCAUGCCUGUCAGACCGACAGGAAGGCCACCUCUCACCAACAUUGCAAGACCGACUGCUGCAGCGCUUGCUCGACCUGGUAGACCGCCUUUGCAACCUCGACCAGCUGUUCAAGGUCCAUCUGCGUCAAUUUCACGUCCAGCAGGAAAUGCAAAUGCUGGAGGGACGGCUAUUGGACAAAAUCGACCGCCGCAAGGCACAGCAGUUUCGAGUGCAUCUACGGCCAGACCUUUGGGAACGGCAGCAACAGCAGCAAGACCAGCCCUGCCAAGACCAGGCUCAGGUGUUCCUGGAAGCAAUGUCAAUGCUCGUCCAGCUGUUUCUCGUCCUCCAUUGCACAAUGCUCAAAGACCGAUUGGCUCUACUGGUCCGACAACGUCCGGACAAAAUGCUGGCGCUCCUGUUAGACCCAGUCUGGCAAGACCUGUUUCGGGACGACCGCCACUUUCAGCAAGGCCUAGACCUGCUUUGCCAGGUCAACAAGUCGGACGACCUCCAAGUACGACAACGAGUGGUGCCACUCAAAGUGCACCAGUUCGACCAAGUGUGUCUACUAGUAGCGUGAGUGGAAAUGGCAAACCAGCACCGAGUAGCACGAUCAGACCUACAGGAAGUGCGCCGACAAAUGCUCGACCGGCGACAGGACCUGCUUCUGGAUCGGCAGCGAGUGGCAUUGCAAGUGGUAGCAGUCCUUCUGUCACUGCUACACCGAGUGCGGCUAUCGCUGGUUCAUCUCAAUCGGAUAUGGCUGCCCUUUUGGCCUUAUUGACAGGUGGAAAGUUGGACAGUAGCAAAUUGACGCCUGCCCAACAUGAAUUACUUCAAAGGGCGGGUCGAUUAGCAGCUGAACAACAAAAAGCUCAACAGCAAAAAGUCGCAGCAGCAGUCAUUGGAGGAGCUCGUUCUCCAUCACCGAUUAAACAAAGUGCACCUGUCAAAUCGACACAAUCACCACGUCCUGCUGGCUCUGCUACCCAAGGAUCACCAGUAAGACCGCCAUUGACACCCAAAGCACCCACCCCUACGCCGGACAAUGCUCAACAAUCACCAUCAGCAGUAGCGCCAGAAACGGGAACAGAGAGCGAGCCUGCAAACGCUCAGCCUUCCGCCACUUCCAAUGGAGAGAAUAAUGAAGAAACUGCUUCAUGAUGAAUGCUUUUUUAUGUACUUUUACCUUUUUUUUCCCUCUUCAGUCUAUCUUUUGCAUGUAUUUCAAUACCUCCUUCUUCUUUCUUUUGCGAGAGAGAAGAAGUGUUAUCUUUGCAAGUUGUACUAUCAAUCUUUUUGAUACGGAAUACAUU